Molecule: messenger RNA, 2867 nt
Organism: Chionomys nivalis (European snow vole)
Lineage: Eukaryota; Metazoa; Chordata; Mammalia; Rodentia; Cricetidae
Gene: Jpt2
Product: Jupiter microtubule associated homolog 2
Exons: 5
Coding region: 62-631 (189 amino acids)
Cellular component (GO): nucleus
Source: RefSeq, a predicted model, not a curated record
UGCGCGGGACCAAGCGGGAAUCGCCGCGCGGCGGCUAGAGAGACGCGGGGCGGCGGCCGACAUGUUCCAGGGCGCGGACGGCCAGCCUGGCGAGUCGGGCUCCAGAUCCAUGAAGCCCCCAGGAGGAGAAUCGAGCAAUCUUUUUGGAAGUCCAGAAGAAGGUGUUCCUUCAAGCAAACCUAAUAGGAUGGCAUCUAAUAUUUUUGGACCAACUGAAGAACCUAAAAACAUACCAAAGCGGACAAACCCUCCAGGGGGCAAAGGAAGUGGUAUCUUUGAUGCAUCAACUCCUGUGCAGACUCGACAGCGACUGAACCCACCUGGUGGGAAGACUAGUGACAUAUUUGGGUCCCCAGUCACUGCCACUGCACCCCUGGCACACCCAAACAAGCCCAAGGAUCAUGUUUUGCUAUGUGAAGGUGAAGACUCUAAAUCAGACCUGAAAGAUACAACAAACUCACCCCGAGGAGAGCAGAGCGAGAAGGGAAGCUCAAAAGAAGCAGACCAUGCCAAGAUACCAGAGCCCACACCUACAGUUGACAGUCAUGAGCCCAGACUGGGACCGCGGCCUCGGUCCCACAACAAGGUCCUGAACCCACCAGGAGGCAAAUCCAGUAUCUCCUUCUAUUGAGAGGCUCCUCCUCUGCCUGUACUCAGACCGGAAACUCAGAGAUAGGGUAUUGAAAUGUUAGUGCUUCCUUUGACCCAAAUGAGUCGGGGUGGGAGAGGGGUUGUCAUGCGUGUGGGGUUGCCUGCUCAUAGGCCUGAUGCCUUUGGAGGAGCUGCAGAAGGACUGUGCCUUCCAGACUGCCAAGAUACACAUCUGUGGGGAUAAAGUGGGGCGCUCUUAAGCCUCCUCUGUAGUUGUUCUGUGUGGAACAGUAAGGUUCUGGGAAGGGCGAAAGAGAUGGCACCCAUUAGCAAAAGGCUCAUUAGGGUCUGUCUCGUCCUUGUAUCAACAGUCUGCUGGCUGUUGGGCAUCUAAGAAUGUUGGUUUGACUGGGAAAAAAAGAAAAGAAAAAGAAAGGAAAAAAAAACUACCUAUCCCUCACUGUGGGAUGGAGGAGAAACACAUAGACAAAAGCUCUUAAAGACAGAAUGAGGUCUACAUAGCCUUUCCUUUCAGGGAAUGCUUAUCACCAAAAUGUUUCCACCUCCGAGGUUACCUCUGAGCCGUAGUGUCUCCUUUUCCUUUUGUUCCCCUCAGUACGUCACCCUGUAGUGUUGGAAUGUGACUGCUCUUUUUGGUAGCAGUCAACAGAAAAUCAGUUAUUCUCAGUCUUGUCCUGAGUGGAAGGUUUGGAUACCCUGAUCCUCUGAAUUGUAGUCUCCUUCCUGCACCUAAAACCGUGGCCAGGUCUAGGUAGCAGCCUGUCUUCCUUUAUGGUUGGUUUGGUUCCUGCCAUGCCAGGUUUGCAUAUUGGUUGUUCCUUUUGUUUCUCUCAUCAGCCUUGAGUCUAGCCUUAGUUCCUCACUGUGAGGGCUCUUGCUAUCUGUGGUUCUUCCUGUACAUAAGGCCUCAACCUCUGCAGGGUUUUAAAGACUACUCAAAUAUGUCCAGGUAUUGGGUGAAUUUUUGGUUUUCCCGUCUCUCUGUUCCUGUAGUUGGGAGGAAGACCUGCUGAAGAACACUGGGUUGGGCGGGUUUCUGUAGCCAUCACAGAGGUGUUAUUAGGAUCAGCAGCUUAUGAAUACCCACAGACUGUGCUUCUAACACCUAGAAAACAUCACUGUGUACACCAAAGCAGAGAGCGGCCUAAGCCACCUUUAGAAAGCUUCAGACUUCUUAACCUUGUUCAUGAACAGUGCCCCUCAGGCCUGGAUAGUAAGUAUUUUGGCAAUAAGGUUACGACUGUCAUUUGACAGCAGAGAUCCUGGGCUCCACAGCCAUGCUGCCUGUUGCCCGGUAUUUCAUGUCAGGCACAUCUCUGUCCUGUUCAGUCUUUAAGGGCUGCAGCCUUAGUUCCUUGGUUCCCGCUUGUGGUGGGUGUCUGUGAAAGGGCUCCUGAGUGGUGCUACAGAGCUUCAUAGCAGAUGCCAGAAAUGUCCUCGUCAGAGUUUGGGGAAGCAACAGUUCUGCAGUCACGCUCAUUGACCUAGAUGCUCAAGUGCCUGCAGGAGCCCCUGCCGUGUUCUGCUUCCAGCACCUGGUUCAUUGAGGGCUUUGACCAUGGCUUUGUCAACCAAAGAGUUUAUACCUUUCAGCUGCCCUGUUUCCUGAAGCCAAGAAACAUGUAUUACAUGUAUGUAAUUCUGUAACAACUCAAAUGGGUUGUGAUUAAGUCAUGAGGAUGUCAUUUGGAAUUCAGAGUAUUUUUUCCAUUUAAGAAAAUGUCAUAAAUGUUUGCUUUAUUUAGCCCAGACUCUAACAUCUUUAACUUAUAAGGAAAUGAUACAAUGAUAGAAAUAAACCUCCUUUUGUAACUGCUUUCUUAAGUAGAAAAUGACUUGUGAAUUCCAAAUUGAACUGUCAAGAAAAAAAUCUGACAUCGCUGUGCUGGCCCUGCUGCUGGUCCAGCGAGAGAAGAGCUCCAAGACCACUUGCUGGCCUGGAUGGGAACCUGAGGCAGUGACCCACAGCAGCUGCCUUACUCGACUCCCCUAUCUUUCUCUGAAACUGGGCCCAGAACAUGGCCAGUCUGCCGCCCAGGAAGAGGCCCUGCCCAGCUAAAUCCAGUGGUAUACAGUUCUCACACCUGCAGUAAGCCUUAACACUUUGUUUAAGUGCAUUUGGUGCCAACAUUUUUCUAGCGCUAUGUCAGAGCAAGAAACCUGUCCUUGCAUCAUAAUGCGAUUUUAUAGGAAUGUUUUGUUAUUUUUAUGAGACAAAACUGGGUAUAAUGGUUGAAUUAAACUUAGUAACCACA